CCAAAAUCCCCUUCCCGCUCCCUCCUCACAUCCCAGCCACAAUGGUCCAAAACACCCUUAUCACAGCUGAAGAUGCUAAAAAUUCAGCAUUUGAUAGCAUUCUACAUGGGACAUCCAAUAAUGCCAAAGGUGGCCUGCGGGCCAUGGUGGGCAAAGAUACCGAUGCCAACUCUGCUGCUAUCAAGCAAUACUUUCAGCAUUGGGAUGAUAAGCGCGCUGAGGACGAAACGGACGAGGUUCGACAAGCUCGUACAGAUGACUAUGCUAGCUUAACUCGACAAUACUACAAUCUGGCUACCGACUUUUACGAGCAUGCCUGGGGAGAGUCGUUCCAUUUUUGCCGGUUCGCGUACGGAGAAUCAUUUUCGAAAGCCGUAGCUCGACAUGAACACUUUUUGGCUAGCAAAAUCGGCAUCAACAAGGACAUGAAAGUUCUCGAUGUCGGUUGUGGUGUCGGUGGCCCGGCUCGCGAGAUUGUCAAGUUUACUGGCUGCCACGUAACCGGGCUCAACAUUAACGAAUACCAAGUAUCUAGAGCCACUAGCUAUGCUAAGAAGGAGAAACUGUCUUCCAAGCUCGAAUUUGUGAAGGCAGACUUUAUGAAUAUUCCUUUCCCUGACAACUCCUUUGACGCCGUUUAUGCAAUUGAAGCCACGGUACAUGCUCCAUCGCUCGAAGGAGUUUACAAAGAAAUUCUACGGGUUCUCAAGCCUGGCGGUGUCUUUGGUGUCUACGAGUGGCUCAUGACAGAUGCAUUCGAUAACGAUAAUCUCCAGCACCGCCAGAUUCGUUUGGACAUUGAGCAAGGCGACGGCAUCGCGCAAAUGUUCAAGAUUUCCGACGGCCUCUCGGCCAUGAAGAAUGCCGGCUUCGAGCUAGAAUACAACGAAGACCUUGCGGAUACCGACGAGGGAGAGUCGCCGUGGUACUGGCCCCUGGGUACCGAUUUACGUCACGCCCAGUCACUAUGGGACGCGCUGACCAUUCUGCGAAUGAACAGAUGGGGUCGCGUUUUUGCUCAUGCAUUCUUCCAGGUCCUGGAAACAGUUAGAGUUCUUCCUGCAGGCACAAAAAAGACGGCGGAGAGCCUUGGCAAAGCGGCCGAUGCGCUUGUCGCAGGCGGCAAGCAGAAACUGUUUACGCCCAUGUAUUUAAUGGUUGGGCGGAAGCCCAGCGCAUAGUAUGGGUUGUGGAUUUAGUUGAUAAUUUUUGAUGAUUAAUAACAGUUAAUUACCCCUUUCUUUUCACUGAC
This is a messenger RNA of [Torrubiella] hemipterigena, 1252 nucleotides long. The record is from the annotation of a GenBank genome assembly. Lineage: Eukaryota; Fungi; Ascomycota; Sordariomycetes; Hypocreales; Clavicipitaceae.